UGUCAUCUUAUGAUGAAGUACCGGAUGAUUUCCCAGUUCUCUCCUCUUCAUUAAUUGAUGGGUGGAGCCCCCUCCUCUCCUCCAUUGGCAGUCACUGCACUUCAGCAAAGACUAGUAUACUGGAAUCAUUAAUAACUGUACUGAAUGAUGGAGAAGUUGCUGAUAUUCAGUUAUUGUUACUGGGGUGGAUUGGUCUAUUAUUAGAAGAUGAUACUAUUAAUAGUAACACUGAUAACGUUACAUCAUCAAGUGGAUUCAUUGAAAUAGAUUUAUCAGUUGAUUCAUCGUUAAUGGCUGGUCCAGUUCAUUAUGAUCAGUUAUUAAUGACUUCCAUUAAUAAUCCCGGCCCUUAUACCUACUUAAUUAAUGAGAGGUAAUUACCACAAUACAUGU
Amphimedon queenslandica is the source of this 393-nucleotide messenger RNA. RefSeq lists its product as uncharacterized. The record is from RefSeq and is a predicted model, not a curated record. The transcript has 3 exons. The annotation marks the transcript as partial. Lineage: Eukaryota; Metazoa; Porifera; Demospongiae; Haplosclerida; Niphatidae.